This is a messenger RNA of Symbiodinium natans, 1254 nucleotides long. The record is from the annotation of a GenBank genome assembly. NCBI's taxonomy places the organism in Eukaryota, Dinophyceae, Suessiales, Symbiodiniaceae.
AUGCAGGAUCCACCCUACCUACCAGCAGCCGAAAGGCUCACUCGACUGGUUCCAGCAUCGGAGAGGGUAGAGGCAGCGAAGGACCAAGCCUCCGGCACCUUUCCCUUGCUGAAGGUGUCGCCUCCGAUACCUGUUGGCCGUCUUGCCGGACGGUUCAAGGUGCAACUUUGGCGGGCGAGCCCUGAGCACAAGCUGAACCUCAUCGUCGGACCAGGUUCCCAGAGCGAUGUGGUUGUGAUGGUGGAUGCAAGUCAUUUGGGCAUCUACCAAGGGGAUGAGGUACUCAGCGUCAAUGACGUGUCUGUACAAGGCUUUCGUCAUUUCACUGAGCUUCUCGACUCCUGCGGACACAGUCUAGAGAUCCAGUUCUACCACAAGGAGCCACCGAUCCCCACCCUUGUGCACGAGGAUGACUUGCUUGAGAUGUGCUGCGGGCCAACUUUCUGCGUGCCACAGACCAUGCCGGUGUGGUGCGACUAUUUCUACAACCCUCCGGAACCGAGGUGCCGUGCUGAGUCCUGGACGCAGCGCGAGGUCCUGAGUGCCUCCAUGGCUGCGAGCGUGGGGGGUUCCGUCUUUCGACUUGAGAUGCACCGGACAUCCAUGAAGCAGCCCUUUGGCCUCCCACUUGGAGUGGUCAGCCAACCGCCUGAGCCCUCCGAGCCCUCCAACGUGGCCUCUGAGGACCUUCUACUGACGACUCCAAGGGGCAAACGGCUGUGCAUCACCGAAAGCUUCUACUCGGACCGGGAUGUCUGGGACACCGACAGCGGGCAUCGCCUCGAGGAGGACGAGGAGGAAAGUCACUACCAUUUAGCCAGCCUUCGAGGGCCCGUGGUGGUCUUGCAGACCGUUCCGUUGCUGAGCCUCUUCCCGGGCGAUGAGUUGCUCAGGAUCAACGGAGUGGAGAUAUCCGAUCUUUGCAGCUGUAAGGCAGCAAUGAAGUCUGCCAUCCACCUCACGCUGGACUUUCGCAGACCGGAGGUGGUGCCACGGAGCCUCUGCGGAAGUGAGGUCUCGUCACCAGCCAUGGCCAUGCUGAUCAAAACCUCUCGACGAAGCGACGAUUGGAAUUCUGCUAGCUCGACGAAAGACUGCAGCCGCGAGGCCGUUUCGGAGGAAAGCUGGUACAGCAGCUUGUUCUUGAAGCUGAGCUGCAACGAUGUCGCUCGACAAGCGGCAGAUAGCUCUUCCGCAAUCGAGGUGCAGAGGAGUUUCGAUGCACACGAUGUCCAGGAAGCGGUCACAAUCUGA